Molecule: messenger RNA, 2116 nt
Organism: Cynoglossus semilaevis (tongue sole)
Lineage: Eukaryota; Metazoa; Chordata; Actinopteri; Pleuronectiformes; Cynoglossidae
Product: olfactory receptor 146-like
Exons: 1
Coding region: 275-1207 (310 amino acids)
Biological process (GO): detection of chemical stimulus involved in sensory perception of smell; G protein-coupled receptor signaling pathway
Cellular component (GO): membrane
Molecular function (GO): olfactory receptor activity; odorant binding; G protein-coupled receptor activity
Source: RefSeq, a predicted model, not a curated record
GUAACCCAUGACAUCACAGUGGUUGUGUCUACACGUCCUCAUGUCAUUUGGUGCAUUAGACAACUGUUGACAUUGUUCUGUGGCAGGUGUGGACGUGUUGACUUGGACUUUUAUUUCAUUUUAUAAAUCUAACAGAACAUUUUUCAUCUUCCCCAAACUUUGCAAAUUUACACUACAGUUAUGAAUUGAUUUGAGGUGUUUUUACAUGUUUUCCUCAAAAGCUCUUAUUUUCUGAACUGAUGAAAAAGAAAUAUUGUUUUGUUGUGAUUUCAGAAUGGAGGAGAACUUGACCUACAACAGCUACAUGCUCAAGAUGGAGGGGUUAAAGGUGACAGAGAGAAGCAUGUACCCUGUCUUCUUCACCUUCCUCAUCUCCUACGUCUUUGUAAUGGUGAUGAAUGUGGGCAUUUCUAUUAUAAUCAUCAUUGAUAAGAACCUUCAUCAGCCCAUGUACCUGCUGUUCUGUAACCUGACAGUCAGUGACAUUAUUGGCAGCACUCAUAUGGUACCUAGACUGCUGGCAGAUAUCCUGCGCCCCCCCCCUGAACGCCUCAUCAGCUAUUACCAGUGUAUGGUUCAGGCCUACAUCAUGCAGCUGUUUGGCACCACCACUCACACCGUGCUGAUGAUCAUGGCCUUUGACAGAUACGUGGCCAUCUGUAACCCCCUGCGCUACAGUGCCAUCAUGACCAACAAGAUGCUGGUCAAGCUGACAGUUUCUGCCUGGGGAGUGGCCUUUGUUUUAGUGGGCAUUCUAAUUGGCCUGACUGCCCGACUGAGUCGGUGCAGGACUCUGAUCAAAGGUCCUUUCUGUGACAAUGCUUCACUCUUCAAACUGUCCUGUGAGAGUGUCCUCAUAAAUAACGUCUACGGCCUGACCUUCACCGUGGUUCUGACGACCGCCUCCAUCGGCAGCAUGGUCGCCACCCAUCUUAUGGUCUGCCUGACCAGUAAGAACAAGUCUCUGAGCAGUAAGGCCUUGAAGACCUGCAGCACUCACCUCCUGGUCUUCUUGGUCAUGAUUCUUAGCGGUAGCAUCAUUAUCAUCAUGCACCGUUUCCCUGAGCACAAAGACUACGCCAAACUCUUUGGUAUCCUGUUUGUCAUCGUCCCUGGAAGUCUCAACCCUAUCAUUUAUGGUGUACAAUCCAAAGAGAUUAGACAAUUCUUGGCCGUUAAGUUCCAUUUGCUGUCAAGAAAGCUGUGACUUGUUCUUUCUGUUUAUUUUAAUAAAAAAUCCUACAACCAUGGUUCAGUAGUGACUCAUCUUAGUGUUGGUCCAAUCAUUUUCUCAGUGAAUGUUGUUUGUGCUACACAGUUUUUAAAAACACAUACUCUAAGAUACCACUACGUCCUGUUUGCACAGGUGACUGCGUUGGUACAACGAUGAUCUAUGCUCUACUGCUGCAUUCUUCUAAGGGCCACUAGGGAAGUGGAGCCAGUAGUCACCGGGCAAAGCCAACGUUAAAGGUGGACAGUUCUCCUGUCCAUCACUGGGCCUCACAUAGUGACAACCAUCCACACUCACACUCACAUUCACACCAAUGGGCUGUUCAGAGUGAAUAUUAAUCUAAUCCCUAAUCUGCAGUUUUUGACUGUGGACAAAACUGGAGAAAAAACACCCCCACACAGGGAGAACUCCACACAGAAAGACCAGCAAUAAGAGCUGGGAAUUGAACCAGUGACCUUCUUACUUUGUGGCAACAACAUUACCCAGUCUCCCCCUCUAUGACCCUGGUACAAGAUUAAUGUUUACCAUCAACCUAAACUCAAUAAAAAAACCUCUUCCACAAAAACAUGAGACUACGGUGAAUAAACCACAGGAACCGUCACUGAACCUGUGGUACUUUAUGACAGGACAUGUGACACAAGCAUCACGGUUCCAGAUGAAAUUCAACAGAAGAAGCAGACAAACUGUGCAGUGGUACAACUGUGAGCUGAGUGAUGUCAUUAAGAUCAUGUUGUUUUUAAUCACCAUCCAAGUCAUUAAUGUGUCAAAGCCAAAGAUUAGGAGUUGAUGAAGACUUCCAAACUCUCAGAUGGUAAACUUUUUCUGCUGACACUUGGUGUCCCUGGACUUUGUCUCUGCAGUAACAGUCUAGUGUCAGCAGGAAAU